Messenger RNA from Sphenostylis stenocarpa, 315 nucleotides. The record is from the annotation of a GenBank genome assembly. NCBI's taxonomy places the organism in Eukaryota, Viridiplantae, Streptophyta, Magnoliopsida, Fabales, Fabaceae.
AUGCCCCCACCCCCACCACGUGUUUCAUCCAACCCCACCCUGCUUCUCACAACAACAACCACCGUUUCACUCACCACUAUUGCAACCAUGAAUGUUCAAGAAGAUGCAGCAAAGCAUAUAAAAGGAAGAGAUGCAAGAGAGCAUGCAAGUCAUGUUGCAACAGAUGCCACUGUGUGCCCCCUGGAACCUACGGCCAUAAGGAGGUUUGUCCUUGUUAUGCACGCCUCAAGACUCAUGGGAAUAAGCCUAAGUGCCCUUGAAAUUAUUCAAUACCCACAUUCAAAUCUAUAUAUCAUUUCAAUGUAUGAGGAAUAA